Messenger RNA from Gastrolobium bilobum, 2519 nucleotides. RefSeq names its product UTP:RNA uridylyltransferase 1. Lineage: Eukaryota; Viridiplantae; Streptophyta; Magnoliopsida; Fabales; Fabaceae. The record is from RefSeq and is a predicted model, not a curated record. The transcript has 6 exons. Gene Ontology annotation, molecular function: RNA uridylyltransferase activity. The coding region runs from base 88 to 2403 and encodes 771 amino acids.
CGCACUUUUUUCUCACUCAAUUUUUUUCAAAACUCACACAGCUCCACUCCCUACCAAACACCAACCUCGCCGCCGUGACACACUUCAAUGAACGGCGGUGGAGGUGACUUACCGCCGCCGUCAUCCAACGGCGGCGAGUUCCUCCUCUCUCUUAUCCAGGGACCCCGCCACCACCCACACCAACCCCAUCAUCCCCCGCCCCCGCCACCGCCGCCACAACAAUCUCCUGCCGUCGAUCCCGCCGUCGCCAUCAUGGGCCCCACGAUCCCCGUCGCCGCGUCUCCGUGGCCAUCCAACGGUCCAGAUCAUCCCCAACCUCAUCAUCAUCAUCAUCUUCAACAUCAUCUUCCUAUGUGGUCCCACACUCUCUCUCUUCCUUACCCGCCAAACUUUUUCGGGUUACCCCAUGACCCGUUUCAUCAUACUCGGGUACCCGGAAACCACCUCCUCGCUACCCCAAUUCCCUUCGGCGAUGAUCUGCGAAUUUUAGGGUUUCCGAUUGAAGGAAACAAUAACAAUAACAACAGCAACAGCAACAGCAGCAUCAACAUAAACAACGACAUCAACCAAAGGGUCGAUGCUUUCGUUCAGCAGCAGAAGCAACAAGAACUGAAGCUAAAGUUCGGGUCUUUACCACCUGUUGCUUAUGCUGCUCCUGAAGUUUCGUCCAAUGUGGAUUCCUUGCUCAAUUCGAAGUUCCACACAAGCUAUAACGGGUUUGAUAGGAACUUGCAUGUGGACCCCAAGGUAAACCCUAAUUCGAAUUCGACUGGGAAUGCUGUUCUACAUGGUGGUGAUCGAGAUUUUGUUGAACAAGAAAGAAGUGGGGUUGGGAGUUUUAGGUCUGUUGGGGCAACCCCUGAAACUAGUAGAGCUCCACCACCUGGGUUUGGAAACAAGCCCAGGGGAAAGGGUUAUUGGGGUUCUGGCACUGGUAGGAAGGGUCCUGAGGGUAGUGAUGUUAGGGUGGUUGUUGUUGGUUCUGGUGAAUUGGCUGGUAGGAAUGAGAGUUUGUACACUAAGAAGGAAAGUGUGAGAACUGUGUCUGGUGAAAGGAGCAACACCAGAGGCAAUGUGGCACGUGAAAUGGGGCCUAUUGAACGGCUUGAUCAUCCUGGCAUUGAAGAUUCUAGGUCGAAUUUUCGGAGUGGCAUUGUUGAAGAUGGUGUUAGAGAUAAGUAUAAGGGAGUUAGGAGAUCAAAGAUGGAGGGUGACUCUGGCAGAGGUGAUGCUGAUGCUGAUGUCCUUGGGGAGAAGUUAGCUGAUUCCUUGUUGCUUGAGGUUGAGUCUGAUGACAAGAAUAACUCAGGGCAACGCCGUAGCACUCGGGAGAAGGAUGCUAGAUCAUCAGAUUCAAGAGGACAACAGCUGCUAAGUCAGAGGGCGAGAAUGUACAAAAGACAGAUGCUUUGUCGAAGAGACAUAGAUAGUCUUAAUGCUCCUUUCCUUGCAAUAUAUGAGUCUCUAAUACCUCCUGAAGAAGAAAAGCUGAAGCAAAAGCAAUUGUUAGUGUUAUUGGAGAAAUUAGUUAAUGAGGAGUGGCCAACAGCUCGUCUUUAUCUCUAUGGAUCAUGUGCUAAUUCAUUUGACGUUUCAAAAAGUGACAUUGAUGUUUGCCUUGCUAUUGAGGAAGCAGGCAUGGAGAAAUCCCAGAUUAUAAUUAAAUUGGCCGAUAUUUUGCAAUCAGAUAACCUGCAGAAUGUGCAGGCAUUGACACGAGCAAGGGUUCCUAUAGUAAAGCUCAUGGAUCCAGUGACAGGAAUCUCUUGUGACAUAUGCAUUAACAAUCUCCUGGCUGUAGUAAAUACGAGACUUCUUCGGGAUUAUGGCUGCAUAGAUUUGAGGUUACGGCAGCUGGCUUUUAUUAUCAAACAUUGGGCAAAGUCAAGAGGAGUCAAUGAAACCUACCAUGGGACCUUAUCUAGCUAUGCGUAUGUUUUGAUGUGCAUUCAUUUUUUACAACAGCGAAGACCUGCUAUCCUUCCAUGCUUACAGGAGAUGGAGGCAACAUACUCUGUGACUGUGGACGAUAUUGAUUGUGCUUACUUUGAUCAAGUUGAAAAACUUUCUGAUUUUGGACGCCAUAACAAGGAAACUAUUUCUCAGCUUGUGUGGGGAUUUUUCUAUUAUUGGGCAUAUUGUCAUGAUUAUGCAAAUGCUGUUAUAUCUGUACGUACAGGAAGCAUAAUCAGCAAGCGAGAGAAGGACUGGACAAGAAGGAUUGGUAAUGAUCGCCAUUUGAUAUGCAUAGAGGAUCCUUUUGAAAUAUCUCAUGAUCUGGGUCGAGUGGUAGAUAAACAUAGCAUCAAAGUUCUCAGGGAAGAGUUUGAACGAGCUGCUGAUAUUAUGCAGUAUGAUCCAAAUCCAUGCGUUAAACUUUUUGAGCCUUAUGUCCGUAGUUGAUUGACCAGUUGUUUUGAAUAUAGAUUCAUAGGUAAGGUAAUGGACGCUCAGCUUGUAAAGCUUAUUUUGCUGCAUUUACCUUGUUUAUAUGUGUAUUUAUGAGGGUUUUAAAUAUG